GCCACCUCCAUCCACCAAACGAUGCUGCACUAACUCCUGUCUGAGCUCAUCCUCUAAAUUAAGGAUUAUGGCCUCUUCUGAUUUUGAGGGAAACAAGUAUCGCUCCUUCAUCUAUGGCGAAGGUGAGAGGAACACCCAAUGGAGGUUUGGUGCUCCUCCCAACUUUGAUCUUGUGGACAAGCUCUUUGAAGAAGGUCGAACUCAGGAAUGGCCAGUCGGAUCCCUUGAAGAAAAAGUGCAGCGAUUGGUGAAGACAAUGGAAAUGGAGUUGAUGCACAAGAUACGGUCAGAAGACCACAAAAUCAUCGACCACGAGAAUUUUCGUUUCAGUUUAAAUGGAAGAGAAGGAAUAACACAUCAAGGUAUUCGUGAAAUGGGAGGAAGCUACAAUGCCUUCUUGCAAACCAGCUUGCCUGAAGAUCUCCGGAUCUACGAUCCGGCACAAGAAACAAUAGAGUCAUCUCACAAGGCCUUCACUACAACAUUUCCUCGUGGAUUCGCUCUUGAAAUACUCCAAGUCUACAGCGGCCCUCCCACGAUUGUGUUCAGGUUCCGGCACUGGGGUUACAUGGAGGGUCCUUUCAAGGGGCACGCCCCAACUGGGGAGAAAGUAGAAUUCCAAGGAAUGGCCAUUUUUCACGUUGAUGUAGAGAUGAGGGUUAAGAAGGUGGAGUUCUUUUACGAGCGUGGUGACUUUCUUGCUGGCUUCCUCAAAGGUGCACCAACGGACGACGCAUCAGCAACUACCUCGCGCUGCCCUUUCGCAGCAAAUUAAGAGAGAGAAAGCUACAGUGAAGACAACAAAGGCAGAAUAAAUUAAAUAGCCAGCCCAAGUCCUUUUUUUUUUUUUUUCUUCAAUAAGGUGGUUCAUUCAAAUAAUUCGCCAGCCCAAGUCUAUUACCACACACCUCUUGCCUGUAUCGUGAUGUGGUAGUUCUCAGUGGAGCCGUCGCCUUACCGUAGAGAGCAUCCUCUAUAUUUUGUCCUUGAUCGUACGAUCGAUGUUGCUGUGGUACUUUAUCUUUUAGUCGUUGCUGUUGAACUAUUUAUAAAGAUAUUUAUAUGAAAAUAUUUGAAUAUAUAUGAUUUUUAGUCACA
This is a messenger RNA of Elaeis guineensis (African oil palm), 1098 nucleotides long. RefSeq names its product pathogen-related protein. Lineage: Eukaryota; Viridiplantae; Streptophyta; Magnoliopsida; Arecales; Arecaceae. The record is from RefSeq and is a predicted model, not a curated record.